AUGCCGCACGCUGUUCACAUAUGCUUCGUCGUCGUACUUCUCUGUACGAUGGUCAAGGCUCAAUGGAUCACAGAGAAAAUUGUUGAAGGAAUUAUCGAUCGAGACGAUGAUUAUUGGGUUGUCAAAACUAAUGGAUUAGUGAAUCGUCCAAAUUUCCCGGCGUAUAUUCGUUUCUAUAAUACGCAUACACGCAAAAGUGAAUACGAAAUCGACGUUUCGAGAUCCGGUCAAAUUCUCUAUUACAAUCAACCACCACAAAUCAUUUUUCUAACAACAGGUCACUACUGGUCCGAAGGGGAUUCGUACUAUAUCACGCUCGAUGAAGGUGUACUCUAUUCGAAUGAGGUCGAAAACUCCACUGAAUAUUUAAGUCCGAAAUUCUGGCAAUUUCAAUGCGUUCGACCAAUGUACCAAGAAACCUGA
Molecule: messenger RNA, 423 nt
Organism: Adineta ricciae
Lineage: Eukaryota; Metazoa; Rotifera; Eurotatoria; Adinetida; Adinetidae
Source: the annotation of a GenBank genome assembly